AAUAGAUCCCCGCUGAUUACGAACACGGAAAUUGAGGAGGUAGACGUCAGCGUUGCACGACUGCAAGAUUCAUAGGUUUUGUGAAUAUAAUUUAUCUCGCUUGAUUCCACAGGUGUCUGAAUAGAAGCACAUAUCAUUUUUCGCAUUUUCAGUCUAUGGAUUUUCUGCAGUUGCUAUCAUGUGCGUGCAUCAUAUUCACCGUCGGGAUGUUCACGACGGGAUUGACAGACUUGAAGAAAAUGAAGGCCACACAGAGUGCAGAUAACGUACAGUUUCUGCCCUUCCUCACCACAUGUUUGAAUAAUCUAGGCUGGCUGUACUAUGGAUUACUGAAGGGAGAUGGAACGUUGAUGUUGGUGAACAUCAUCGGGGCCUUUUUACAGACCUUAUACAUCAUCACCUACUGUCAUUAUACCAAAGACAAGAGGCGAGUGUACUCGCUGACACUGGCGAUGGUGAGUGUGUUGUGUGUAGGCUGGGUGUAUUUCACUGUGCUUAUUCCUCCUGGAGAAGCUCAGCUCUCUCAGCUGGGUCUGACCUGCAGUGUGUUCACCAUCAGUAUGUACCUCUCUCCACUCGCUGAUCUCCUGGAUAUUGUGCGAACUAAGUCUGUGGAGCGCUUGUCUUUUUCCUUGACCGUCGCUACAUUUUUCACAUCAACAUCAUGGACACUGUAUGGCCUUCAACUACAUGACUAUUAUAUCAUGGUGCCCAACACCCCUGGCAUCUUUACUAGCAUAAUUCGCUUCUUCCUCUUCUGGUGGUUCGGAGACGUCAUGUCAAAUAAGUCCUCCUAUAAACUGAUCCAAAUCUGAGAGAGGAUUUCCACUGAAUGUGAUUGAAUUAAAUUAAUUGCCUUCUCUACUUUCCUUUACCCAAGCCAGAAGACAUUCUGGUUUCCUUCACAUUUGACUUCCAUGAUACCAUCUGAAGUGAAACUGCCACUUUAAAUUCUGUGUGGACAGACAAUUUUCACUUUUUCUUUUGUCUUUGUAGGAAAAAGCAUGAUUUACCCAAAAAUGUUAAUCCUGUCAUAAUUUACUCAUGAUCGUGUUAUAUUCCAAAUCUGAGUUAUGGCAUGAGAGUGAGUAAAUGUUGAAAUUAAAUUACAUUACGUUUCUUCCAAAAAAAAAAACUAACUGCAUUUAUUCACUUAUAUUAUUCCAAACCUGUAUGACACAUUUUCAAUUUUUAUUUUUAUUUUUUAUAUAUAUCAUUUUUUUUUUUUUUCCUGCAUGUAAUUACAAAGAAUUGGAACAGGAGCUUUAAUUAAAAAGACCAUACUAUAGUAGUCAUCAUAUCAUUUACUAUAUUCCAAGUUUUCUGAAGCUGUGAGUUAAGAUUUAAGAAACUAAAAAUCUUGAUCUUAGCUCUUGGCACCUGUUUCAUGAACUGAUCAUUCUUGGUCUUUUCAAUGAAUUUGCUCAUUCAUCUGAAUAACUCAGAUCAAGCUCACUGGAGGGGAAUAUGAUCAGACUAUCAUAUAAACUUACAUUUAGCAAACAUGUCUUUAAGAUCUAUUUUAUGAAACUUGUCUAUCAUGAGAUUUCCUGUUCAUUUUUAUUAUUUAUUUUUUUAUAUAAUAAUUGGGUGUGAAAGACUCUCCUCAGAAUGUAUUUUGUUGUGUCCUGGAAGACACGUAAGUCAUACAGGUUUUGAAUGACAUAAAGAUGAGUAAAUAAUGACAGUACAUUAAAAUCUUUAGAAUUUUAAGUUCUCUGAGUGACAGACUAUUUUCACUUGAUCGUUUGGUUAAUCCUUGUAAGGAUGAGGACGCUCUCAGUUUGUUUGGAUGUAUAUCUUAAUAAGUGUUCAUAAUCUGCAAACACAACACGCCUUUAACUGAGAGCUCAAACCUGUUUGUUCCCUUAUGAAAAUUAACCAUAGAUUUAUUAUAGUAGUAACCAUGUUAUUUUUAUUUAUUUGUUUUUUUUGGCUGUUAAUCACCAUUUGAAUAACCAAAGUUUUACUACAAAUUCUAUGGUUAGUGUAGCCAAACCAUGGAGGUUGUUUGUUUGUUUUUUUGUAGAAAAAAAAACAUGGUUAAUUGUCAUAAGGGUUAAUUUAGCUGGUUCUCUGAAAGUGAUGUGUUACUGUUAAGCAGGUACAGUUCUGUUACUUAAUGAAUGUUAAUUAAUCAUAGCAUCAUUCUUAACUGUGUCCAUAUAGCAGUUUGGCAGCUAUUUCAUCAUGAUCCAACUCAAGUGACAAAGCCCAAAAGAAACCUUAUGUGCAUAAAACCUUCCUUUGUGCUGAAGAAUAACGCAAAUAUAAAAAUGAGUUUGACUGAAUGUUGUUUAAUUCAAAAUAUCAGUCUCUGAGAUUUCAGAGAACAGGAAAAUUGUACGUUUUGUAGCUGGAAACUAAAAUGGUCUUUUUCUUAACCCUGUCACUGUCAGAACAUUGUUCUUAACAUUGAACCCAUAAAAACAAUAACAUAAAAUCUUAAACCACUUAAUGGUACAUAUGCUAAAUGGUUUGAUCUGUGAUAAACAUAAACUUACAUUAUGUAUCUUACUGUACAUCUUUAUUCACUGCAGCCUUUCCAAGUCUCUAAGACUGGGCUUUGUGAAUAUAAAAAAAGGGUUAUUAUGAUCAUUUAAAACAUAUCAACGUUGUUUUAUUGUUACAUUGUUUAUUGCUUUGGUGUUGGAAGUUUAUUUGUAUGUUCCUUUGUACUAUUUUAUAUCCUAUGCAACAGUGUGUAUUAUAUCAGAGGGGAUUUAGAGGGAUGUUCUUUCUGGAGUUUACUGAAAACAAAAUGUCUCAAAUAAAUUUUAUAUAACAUAA
Messenger RNA from Carassius auratus (goldfish), 2790 nucleotides. RefSeq names its product solute carrier family 50 member 1 (gene slc50a1). The coding region runs from base 156 to 815 and encodes 219 amino acids. Gene Ontology annotation, molecular function: sugar transmembrane transporter activity. Gene Ontology annotation, cellular component: membrane. The record is from RefSeq and is a predicted model, not a curated record. Gene Ontology annotation, biological process: carbohydrate transport. Lineage: Eukaryota; Metazoa; Chordata; Actinopteri; Cypriniformes; Cyprinidae. The transcript has 6 exons.